This is a messenger RNA of Rhinocladiella mackenziei CBS 650.93, 1578 nucleotides long. RefSeq lists its product as uncharacterized. The transcript is spliced from 2 exons. NCBI's taxonomy places the organism in Eukaryota, Fungi, Ascomycota, Eurotiomycetes, Chaetothyriales, Herpotrichiellaceae. The record is from RefSeq and is a predicted model, not a curated record. Bases 1 to 1578 code for a protein of 525 amino acids.
AUGCCUUGUGCUCCUCCACAAAGUCGACGCCGCUACCGGCUCUGGACUGAAGCCGAAGUUCUCAUCUUGAAAAACUUUAUCAAUUGUCACAAUGGGCAAAACGGGAAGGCCGACCGUGCAUCGUUUGAUAACCUUCAAGAGGCCCUCCGCAACUGCAUACCUGAGGGCACCUCGCCACGCAACGAGUGUGAGAUUCAAUGCAAAUUAAUCCGACUUCGCCAGAAGAAUCCUUCCCACGGUCCCGGCCGGAACACGAGGCUGAGUUCCAAGGAGAGGAUAACUGAAACGAGAAAGAGAUCGCCUUCAGAGCGGCCCAAAAUGUCACUUAAACAUCGAAAUCCUACGCCCAAAGUGGAACCGAAAAAGUUCAUUAACGCAGACCUGCCUCUUCCAGCGUCGAAGAGAUCGAAGAAAAAUGGACAGCUCUCCACUGGUGAGGCAACAGGUGACCUAGAAGAGGAAACCACAUCUACGGUUUCGGAACACUGUCAGACAUACGAUCGAGAGAUUGCAUCAAACGUUGCUGUCAAUGCUUCAGACAGUUCGGGCAGUAGGCGAUCGUUUGCGAAUUCCGAAACGAUAAACACGAACAUGCGAAUUGAACCCUGGGAGCAAAAGUUGAUAGAGAAUUUUCGAAUGAUCUUACGAAAUAGGAUGUACAAACUACCGCUUAUGCAUUCGUCGGUCCAAACAAGGAUGGAUGAAACUAUGGAGCGGGUCGAAUGUGGUAUUCAGUGUUUUACAGAGGCGCAUGCGGUGGUCGGCCUCUCUACCAGCCAACUGACAGAGGACGCUCUGGAGCUAUGUCGCAUGAUGGUUCCCGCAGCCCAGGGCCGGGAACUGAUGCAGAAUUUGAGAACCCUUUAUGGACAUCCGGCCGUUCCUUUGAAGAGGUUUCUCCUAGUUGUGGCAUCCAAUGCUAUUUAUACCUGGGCGUUUAAUGAGUUUGAGGAAACUCCGCAGGACCAGUUCCCACCGAACCUCAUUGAUGUCGUGAAUUUGUUUCGUCAAUACAAUCCAGAGGUAGUCCACCGCCUCUCAGUUGCUUCGAACAUUAAGUUCCUGGAGGAUUCUGUGCAGCCCAGGCUGCCAGAACUGGCCGAGAAAUACCAACGCCAGCUGUUCGAUAUCUUUCUUACGCUUCGUAAGUCUCGUGCCAAUGAGAUUCUCAGAAUUGGUGAGAACGAUGACUUCAAUUACCGUCAUGAGUACCGUCAGGCGAGGCUCCUUAAAUGGCAAGAUUGCCUGGAGAAGGCAUUCUGUGACACACUGACUUUGAGAUUGAACAUGGCGAAAUCAAGCCGUCAAUACGAAGCAAAGAUUUACAAACAAGGGGACAAAUUUGAUGGAAGGUGGAUGGAGGCGGUUGGUUCAUGGCACAAGGCUGCUAAUGGCAGCUAUCACGUAAUUGUUUGCCUGCGUCCUGCGGUUUGCAGUUAUGAACGUGGGAGUGUCCUGAGCGAGCUAGACUGUGAAGGGCCCGUAGUGGUUGUGAAAGCCCAGGUCAUGCUGGAGGCAUCUGAGGUCAGUUCAAGGGAUGUAUCUGAGAAGGUUCUUGCUUCAAGUCCAAUUGUUUAG